Molecule: messenger RNA, 258 nt
Organism: Psilocybe cubensis
Lineage: Eukaryota; Fungi; Basidiomycota; Agaricomycetes; Agaricales; Agrocybaceae
Exons: 2
Coding region: 1-258 (85 amino acids)
Source: RefSeq, a predicted model, not a curated record
AUGGAGUCCACUACUGGCGGUUUCAUCUCCAUCUCCCUCGGUGAGACAACGCACUCGAGCGUGGGCGAUCAGGUCGGUAUGCCUGUCUUUGCGUCGGCGGACGAUGUAAAUGCAGGCACAGACUCAGAGGCACAGACGAAGAUGACGACGAGGAGGGGAACGAUAAAUGCGGUUUCUGUGGUUAGCACCAACGCUGAUGCGGGGCAAGAUGGAUAUGCUAACAUAAAAGUGGAGAAGCAUGUGACUACUGUGGUGUAA